Messenger RNA from Mus pahari (shrew mouse), 668 nucleotides. RefSeq names its product transmembrane protein 210 (gene Tmem210). NCBI's taxonomy places the organism in Eukaryota, Metazoa, Chordata, Mammalia, Rodentia, Muridae. Bases 168 to 626 code for a protein of 152 amino acids. The transcript is spliced from 4 exons. The record is from RefSeq and is a predicted model, not a curated record.
CCGGAUUUCUGGAAUUCCAGCAUCCAAGUAUGAAUGAAGUUCAAGUCAGUCUGAAGUGAGUGAUCUGAGGCCCUGCCCCCACACUCUCUGCCUCACAGUCCUACUGUGAGGUCAGCACCUUCCAAUGAGUUCCGUCUAGAGGUGUGUGGUGGGGCUGGGGGCUGGACAUGGCCCCCUGUCCCCAGCCUGAGUCCUGCCCAGCUGGCAGCCCCCUUGGCCUGAUAUAUCUGUCCCUUUUGCUCGUCCCUGCUUCAGCUGGAACCUACUGUGAAUGCAGCCUUGGCCUCAGCCGUGAGGCCCUUAUUGCCCUCAUUGUGGUGCUGGCUGGUGUCAGUGCCAGCUGCUUCUGUGCCCUCGUUGUUGUGGCGAUUGGUGUCUUUCGGGCCAAGGGUGACACGUGCCCUGGACACUCGGAAAACAGGUUGGCGGGGCCCUACGGGGUCCAGGAAGAUCGCAUAGACCUGCACACAGUACACGUGGAGUCCCACCUCAUGGACCCUGAUCUGGACAUAUCCAUGAUGCAGUCCUUGGAUAGCCAAGGCCUCAUGACCAUGACUGCUCCUCUAGAGCCACCUCCACCCCCUCCUCCUCCUCCUCCUCCUCCUCUUCCCCCACUUCCACAAUAGUGGAGGGCAGCUAGGGUGGAGAAUUAAACAGUAUUUAGUGAU